UGGACCAGAAGUAUGUGAUUUUCUAUGCAGCGGCACUGAUACCUCCAGCAUAUCAAAAAAUAGUUUCUGCAACUCAACUCUUCACCCAAAUGGCAAUCUAAAAUUAUAAAAAAAUAAGGAAACUAUAGUCUGUAAUAAGAAGAUAAGCUUACGGGUGCGAGACAUGGGAUUAUGAAUUGAUAAAAGUAGGUUUAUGUUGAGAAGGAUAAGCAGGCACUUCAGAGGCCACAUCUUUCUUUCUGGGUUUCUGUGGAGCAAUGGGCAGUAAAUUCUCCAUUAUAGCAGUUACUAGUUAGCUAUAGAAGCCCUCUAAAGUAAAUAAAUCGAUUCAAUUGUAAGAGGAAUUCAAAGAAGGAAAGUUGACACCAUUUAAGUCUUGACAUUCUUAGCUCUAUGAUAUUCUUAAGAAAUUAAGAAAUAAUUUUAAACAGAAUUUAUUUCUGACUUUCAUUAUCCUAAUAAUAUACAUGUUUUUAUUAUAAAAUAAAAUGGAAAAGUUUCCGCGUUUGAACAGUUGCUAUUGAGAAUUUGUGAAUGUUGCGAAUUAUUUGCGUAGCCCCUUUUGGCAAAGAUCAGAUUGUGUGACGACAGAGCAGAUUCUCACGCUCCUCUAGUUGGCGUUCGCUCCAGUUGGUGUUUACUUUGCCAAUAUUGUCGCCGAACCCAGAAACCGACUCGGCUUGGGUAUAAAUAGCUUGGGAUUAACUCCAGAACAGCAUCAGUUGAUCACAUCCGGUAAUCAACUAGCAUCGAGAUGAAGUUCACCCUGGCAUUCGUGCUCCUGGCCAUCCUGGCAUGUGUCCUUGUUGACCAAGCCACCAGUGCCACCACCUCCACCACAACUACCACUGAAGCGACCACAACCACCACUACUACCACUGCUUCAUCGGACUCCACCACCACUACCACAGAGUCUUCGGAUUCUACCACCACCACCGAGUCCUCCUCGUCAUCCAAAAAGAAGCACAAGGUCCACUACAAGCGGAAGAUCAAGCGUGGCAAGAAGAUCAGAACUCGCCGCAGGAACAGGAACAGGAACAAGAGCAAGAAGAAUAAGAGCGGUUAAGGGUUACGACUCCUGGAAACCAUCAUCGAUUCUGAUCCAAAUCCUCUACCGAAAAUGGCUUUAAAGUACCUAACUACUAAACUAUCCUGGCAUUAACAAAACACCAAAAAAAAAAUACAUAGUUUUUUAAGAAAAAUAAAAGAGAGUUCCUAA
Messenger RNA from Drosophila ananassae, 1219 nucleotides. RefSeq names its product protein new-glue 2. Lineage: Eukaryota; Metazoa; Arthropoda; Insecta; Diptera; Drosophilidae. Bases 755 to 1066 code for a protein of 103 amino acids. The record is from RefSeq and is a predicted model, not a curated record. The transcript has a single exon.